UUUCUCUUUACUUCAAAUUUCAAAUCUAUCGGCACAUGAGACCAAAAAAAACAAUGUUCUCAGCUAAUUGAAACCUAUGAAAGUUCCAAACCUCUAUAAAUACCCAUCUUCUUAACUUGCAAGCCACCACCUCACAUUAUUAUCACACACAUUGAAUUACCAAAUUUAUAUAAUUUAUAUUUAUAAAAUAAUAAAUUAAUAAAGGAAAAACAAUGGCAUCAUUCACAGCAAAGGAAGAAGCUUUGGUUAAAGAAUCAUGGGAAAUUAUGAAACUAAAUAUCCCUCAUUACAGCCUUCGUUUCUUCACCAUAAUAUUGGAAAUAGCACCAGCUGCCAAAGAUAUGUUCUCAUUUUUAAGGGAUUCUGAUGAAAUUCCACAAAACAAUCCUAAGCUCAAGGCUCAUGCUGUUAAGGUUUUCAAAAUGACAUGUGAAUCAGCAAUUCAACUUCGAGAGAAAGGUGAAGUUGUGGUAGGAGAGACUACCCUCAAGUAUUUGGGAGCUGUCCAUUUGAAGAAUGGUGUACUUGAUCCCCAUUUUGAGGUUGUGAAGCAAGCACUUCUGAGAACAAUAGAAGAAGCAAGUGGAGACAAAUGGAGUGAAGAAUUGAAAGGUGCAUGGAGUGUUGCUUAUGAUCAACUUGCUGCAGCCAUAAAGGCUGAGAUGAAGGAAGAGACUGCUUAGUUAUCUACAAAAACAAUAUUUUUAUUAUGUUGGUUAAUUGGUUCUAAUCAGUCUUUUAUCUCUGUAGUCUGUAAUUGAUGUGAAUCCAGCAAUAAACAUGGAAAUGAAUGAAUCUUGUUAAGCUCA
This is a messenger RNA of Amaranthus tricolor (Joseph's coat), 809 nucleotides long. Its product is annotated as non-symbiotic hemoglobin 2. The transcript has 4 exons. Gene Ontology annotation, molecular function: oxygen binding; heme binding. Bases 213 to 683 code for a protein of 156 amino acids. The record is from RefSeq and is a predicted model, not a curated record. NCBI's taxonomy places the organism in Eukaryota, Viridiplantae, Streptophyta, Magnoliopsida, Caryophyllales, Amaranthaceae.